AUGACUGUGGGCAUUCUUGGCCAUAUCAACGGUCCGGUGACUAAGCUCAACCUCUCAACCUCGACCUCGACCUCGACCUCAGCCUCAGUCCUUUUACCUACUACCUACUACCUACUACCUCUCACUAUCCCCAGUAGUUCGACAUCCUGGCCCCCAAAAACCACGGACAUUACGACGCACACAUACUGCGACAGACACACGGCGCCCCAACAUUCCCCACAUUUUCAAUAAAAUGUAAACCAAACGAUUCUCCGGAUUCUUUCAAUUCUUGUUCCGAUUUGUAUUCUCCAUUCAUUCCUUAAACAAAAAAAAAAACCGAAAGAAACGUUAGCCUACGUAAUACUGUAUCCGCAAUCAAUGCACUUUCCAUAACUUUCUUAACUUAUUAUAUUAUUUAUCUAAAAAAAUAAAACCAUUUUGUGAUAUUCUUUUUUGUGUUUAGUCAUAGGUUGAUACCAACAAAAAAAAAAUAGAAAAGAAAAAAAACCAAAACAAAAAGUAUGCAAAACCCAUAGACAAGUAAAUCUUAAAAAAAAAAAAAAAAACAAAAAGCAAAUAAAACCAAUAUUUAUUAGAGCACAGCUUAUAAUUUGUGUUGAAUGUUUAGUUUGCGUUGAUUUUAAGCAAAUAUAGUUUCAAAGCCUAGACACUCAGGAUUUAGUUCAAAUAUUAGUUUAGUCGAUGAGUUGUAUUUGCGCAUACUCGCUUGAGAGAAGUCCCCCGCACA
Messenger RNA from Drosophila santomea, 727 nucleotides. RefSeq lists its product as uncharacterized. NCBI's taxonomy places the organism in Eukaryota, Metazoa, Arthropoda, Insecta, Diptera, Drosophilidae. The record is from RefSeq and is a predicted model, not a curated record. The transcript has 3 exons. The coding region runs from base 1 to 231 and encodes 76 amino acids.